AAAAGCAGACGACGAAGAAGAAGACAACCAGUGACUAACCUAACUGUUGUUGUAGAUAGCUAACCUUAUUUACAGGAGCUGAACUCCCUUCCUUGCUGCGUCAUUUUCCCCAGUCGGCUUUGCUGACUUUUCAGACCGACAUUUAGAUCCUACAUAUCUCUGGCAAACAGCUGACCACAGAGAGAGAUACUGUUUGUGGUUCUUCCAACACAGCUAGCUUUAGCUAGCGUAUCACACAGCAAAGAGAGCUAGCUAGUUGCGUAGCAGCGAUGGAGUGGCAGGGUAACGGGUCUUCAACUUACCACGAUGAAGAGUCGAGCAGUUACCCAGCUUCAGCAGCCAAUGGCUUUAGUGGUGUUCACAAGCAGCAGUCACCGUCAUCGCACCUUUGUGAUUGUGCCGUGGCGUCACUGUGCCAGAGCCAGCAGCGCUGUUUAAAGGCCUCUAUCGUCUCCAGCUGGAGACUGGCUGAGGCCCAGGAUCAGCUAUGCUCUCUAGGCGUCCACAGCUCUGAGUCCCUGGAACAGGAGCGUGCUCGGACUCUGGCCUGCCCCACUGAACUCACGCACACUGAGGAGGAAUGGCGCCGCAAGGAGAGCAUUCUGGGAUGUCAGGAACCCAGCCGCAGCCCAAUGCUCAGAACUGUUGGGAGUUGGGACGUUUUUGAUAAGAGUAUCAUCAAUGUCCAUAACCAACCUGUAGAAAUGGAUCAGGACAAGUGCAAGACGUUUAUCCAAAAGUACGACCAAGAGCUCAGGUAUUUUGGUAUGUUGCGGAGAUGGGACGACAGUCAGCGGUUCCUCGCAGACAUUCCUCAGCUCAUCUGUCAGGAAACGGCCAACUACUUAAUUCUUUGGUGCAUGAGACUACAGCAAGAAGGGAAAGAAGCACUGAUGGAGCAGGUGGCUCACCAAGCUGUAGUGAUGCAGUUCAUCCUGGAGAUGGCAUCGAACUCUCAGCAGGAUCCUCGAGGCUGCUUUAGACAGUUCUUCCACAAAGCCAAAGAGGGACAAGAUGUCUACUUAGAAGUCUUCUACACAGAGCUUGAGGCCUUUAAAGACAGAGUGAAAGAAAAUGUAUUCAAGUCUAGAGGUGAUACACCCAACUGCGUUGAUCAACAGAAAACUAGCACAAACUGCAUACUUGAUCCCAAAGAAGCCCUAGACUCUUUACCUCCAGUGGCAGAGUAUCCUAUGAACCGUCGUUUGGAGACUGGACUGUGGACAAGCACAGUGAGGUGGACAAAGAACGACGCCACAGAAACAGACGAUAUACGCAUGAUGGAGACUUCCUAGGGAUUGACCCCUGCUUUUCCUCCAUCUCCAUCGCCUCCUCAUUUAGGAACAACCUGAGUUUUAAGCCCUCUUCACACAACAGACUAAGCUGAAUAACAACAGUACAGAGCAAGAACAAAAGAGGCGUGUCGAGUCUUUUACGCUACAGGAAAAUGUUUUUAAGGCAAACAUUUCUGAGUGUUGUCAAUUUUAUGCCACUGUGGUUGGCCUGGUGAGUCCUGCAGUGUUUCUUGUCAGCUAAGUGCCGCAACCCUGGUUUUACAGAUAAUGAUCCUUCAAGCUGGUGGUGUUCCUUUUUAUUUCUACUAAAAAAUUCAAACAUCCUUACAUGGAAGCAAAACAAACUGACAAAUUGAAAAUUAAAUCCAGACAACACAAAGAAUACUAAACCAAUCAAGUCUUUGGGAAGUUAGGUACCAAAUCUAAUGCCUAAAGUAGGACUCAGGUCAGAAGACAUCUGCGGAGUAUUGUUAUAGCGGCUUAAAAUGGAUCAUGAGAAGCAUGGCUGACAAAUCAAUGGCUUUGUAUCCUGUGUGGUGUUAGGUUCUGGUUAAUGGUGACCAUUUCAUAGAAACCGCACACUAGACUAGAUGGUCUGUUAUAUUGUGCUUCACAGUAAGUAAUGCAAAGUAUGUUAAAGUAACAUUUAAAACUACCUGAUCAUGUGCUAGUGUACAGUAACCACUGUAAAAUAGAGAAAAUGUGGUCGAUCAGCAGAUUUGAUCUAUUGAAUACUUUGCACAUGAUACAGUUAACCUGAAGGGGAAGCUGUGGUGUUAUGUAUGGAAGACUCUUGUCACUUGUCAUACCGUUUAAUAUUUGGCAAUAACAAACAUGGCCUCACAUCUUUUAUUAAUUUUUUAUUGGUUUACUAAAAGCUAUUCUGCUAGCUGUAUGCUAAUGAGUAAAGAGCACUUUGUGUGUGUGUGUGUGUGUGUAAUGGCGUAAUGUGUAAAUCUGGAAACGAAAAUAGAGAGAGAGUGCUUUAGUUGUCGUUACUUGGAUAUGUGUUUUCUCCAGAAUUUAACUCGUCGGGAUAGAAUCAAAUUGCAGUUACAGAAAAGGUUGGUUUAAAAGGUCUUGGGUCGGGUUCCCCAUACAGGCCUUGGCUUUUGCAGCUUUCAGACUCACAGCUGAUAUGUAUUUACACAGUAUGGGGUUGCACACAAUGCACAGGUCUCAAGCUCAAUAUCAGGAGAGGAUAAAUAAUGCAAUAUGUGUAGGUGGCUAGUCAGUUAGCUAGCUCAGUUCUGUCUAAAACGAGCAGACAACAGGGUUGCUUCAAGAUGGAAUCUUUUGGUGUAAAUGUUUCAACUUUUACUUGGCUUUUGUCAAACAUUAUUGUCUCAAUACAUGAUUGUGGCCAUUCCUUGGAAAGGCCAUAAAGAGAGCCUCUUUAGUUGCUCGAAUCAUAACAAGAGUUGAUGGUUGGUUAUCUUUUGAACACUUUGCUGGACGGCAGGCACAUAAAGGUCGGACCGUGUUACAACUUCAGGAGUGGGAGAGAUGAUUGUAAUUUAGGCAUUUCUUGAAAGACGGAUUUCCUAACAAAACUAUUCCGCGUGUUGUCUGGGGUGCCUUAAAGAGGCAAUUACUGUAAUUUGCAUAAGUAAUCCGACUACCUCUUUUACAUCUACCAUUUACAUGCAUGUUUGACAUUUAAUUAAAUUUCCAGUCCAUAUAAAACAUAAGAUGACAGUAAUAGUUGUUUUUUUACUUGGCUGCAUUUGCUCUUAUUGUCCUAUGUCCUUUGUGGACAGAAAUAAUUCAGCCUUUCAGAACAAAAGUCAGGCUUAACAUAGACAAAUGAUGAGCUUAAUACAACAGUGAGUGCUUUUUGGUAUGAGAGACAAUAUAACAAUUCUCCAUUAUGGAACAUGACAAAGUACUCAGAUUUUGAUGCAGAAAGGCGUUUCAGAGGGACAAAGGCAGCACAAUUAUAGGAUGUUUGAUACAAUCAUGGUGUAAAUGUGAUUUUCCAUAUCCUGAUACUAUCUGGGUGCAAGAGGCAUGGUAAUGUCAGGUGUAAAGAGGUUGUUGUUUGUUUUUGGCAGUUUUGGUUGGUUAGUAGUCAUCACCUGAAUUAUGUUUUUCGUAUAAAUUGGAAGGCAUUUGCGUAAUCAAAGCCUCAAAUUUCAACUGGCACUUAGGUGAUGAUAAUGAAAGGGUUUACUAGGCCUGCAUUGGCUUUGUAUAUUUAUUUUUCUGAUUCUUUGAUGAGCCAGAGUAGCCUGGAAUUCCAGACCCAAAUCCGAAAGAUUAACUUGCUGAGCAAAUUCAAAUUUUGCUGUCGCAAGAACUCUGGAUUUCCAGGGUAGAACCAGAGUACAACUAGCUUACAUUUUCUUUACCAGCUUGCCAUCUAGAUCAUCCAGCAUCUAAAACCAGAUCACAACUGCAAGUUUCCUUUUACGCAAGUGGGAAGUCUGAGGUGUGUUCACGGUUCUGGGAUCUACACCUGAGAAGGAGCUGUAAAGCACUGGGAUGGAGGGAGGGGGGAAAAGGUCUGAGGGAUCUACAAAGACACUAUUGCUGUAUUUGCGUGUGCAGAAAGGAACUCUGCAUCUGCAAACUGCAAUCUGCUGAGCGACACAAUCAGUUAGAUUUUUACUGCAGACUGUGGAAUUAAAGUUAACAUAUGAUGCAAGUGCAAUAUAUGUUUAUUACAUAACGCUAGCUUGGGAUGCAUCGUUGAUUCUGCAGUGCACUUGUAAUUUCACUAUCAAUAAUGUCACAGAUUUAUGUAUUCUCUGCACAGUGCUGGUGUUGGGCAGUGCACAUAUAAGAAGAAUCAUAAAUACUAUACACACAAACUGAUGUAAGCAGAGAAGCUAAAACAGUGUGCUGUAGUGGUCUUAAAUGUAUUUCCUUUUUUUGUCCACAGUGACUUAUUAACUAUGCAAAACAACUGUAUGGCUUAUGCUGUUAUUCUAAACCUGUGGCCAGUGUCCAUGGUGUCUCAACAUCCUAAACUAUUUAAAGACUAUCACCAGUUUGUGACUCUGAGACUUAGUAUAGGAAUUUCAGUCACUAAGACGUGAGCUUUUAGGAAAAGUAUACACUUCCUAGUCACAGUAGGCUACUAUAAGAUUUGGUUUCUCUUGCCGCUGUAAAAACUCAAAUAUAUAAAACUAAUGCUCAAUG
Etheostoma spectabile (orangethroat darter) is the source of this 4439-nucleotide messenger RNA. RefSeq names its product cell division cycle 37-like 1 (gene cdc37l1). Gene Ontology annotation, cellular component: cytoplasm. The record is from RefSeq and is a predicted model, not a curated record. Gene Ontology annotation, molecular function: protein-folding chaperone binding; heat shock protein binding. Lineage: Eukaryota; Metazoa; Chordata; Actinopteri; Perciformes; Percidae. The transcript is spliced from 7 exons. The coding region runs from base 270 to 1295 and encodes 341 amino acids. Gene Ontology annotation, biological process: protein stabilization; protein folding.